Messenger RNA from Cooperia oncophora, 540 nucleotides. The record is from the annotation of a GenBank genome assembly. Lineage: Eukaryota; Metazoa; Nematoda; Chromadorea; Rhabditida; Trichostrongylidae.
UUGACUGCGGACCUAUACUGCAUCAGCGCUAUUGUUUUUGUGAUACUCACGAGUCUCCCUCUAAAACACCUUUUUCAGAGAGUGCUUCCACAUAUCGCUGCAAACGUUGUGUCUCUGUCUCUUUUACGACUGGGCGGUGAUUUUCAAUCGUUCCUUUUAUCUUCUGGACUUAACAGUGUAAUUAAUCUUCAAACUAUACGCGGCGCCCUCAGCUCUUCUUUUGAAAAGUUUGCCAUCAACGCUGAAAAAGUUUUGGAUGAUGUCCUUUUUCUCAUAUCUGCGGAAACAAUUGCUUCUCGCGCUUCACAAGCUGGUUUAAUAAGUCGUGCAGAGCAGCAGCUCCGAGCUACUUUCCUAUCACGGCUGAACCGCGAUCACAUAUGGGAGGCAGUGUCGUACUUUCUUCCUAAGUGUCCUGUUCUAGCUGAGGGCUCUUUUGGCGACUAUAGCGACACAUCUCUUGCUGCUGCUAUUGACAAUGUAGCUCUAAAUAAUAAUAACGGCAUCGUACAUCGAUAUCGGUCCAUGGUUUUGACGUAA